GAUCCUGUCCAGUUGACUUCAAACCAGUUUGGUCCAGUUUAUGGACAAGAUCCAGCCAACACACCUUCCCCAAAAUCAAGGGCUGGGAUCAUCCCAGAUCACACCCGACCCUUCUUCCCCCAAAAUCAAGGGCCUCUCCCCCCCGACCGCUGUAUCUCCGCCGCCGCCACCAUUACCGACCACCACCAACACCAACCACCCUAGCGCCGGAGAUAUAGCGUAAUGCCUCUUAUCGCCUGAAUUCGGUUUUCGUUCUGACCCUACUCGAUUAAAACCCGACGUGUUGGUUUCAUCCACUCGUGGAAUGGAUAUGUUCAACAUGGACGCCGGUCAAUCAACCUCGAUGAUGUCGUUGGAUUUAUGGUUCGUGGGUUUGCCUCGAAUUAGAAGUGGUUGGUUUCAAUUUUAAUGGUUUUCUACUAAUAGGUGUACGGUUUCGAAUCUGAAGUUGGAGAUAUGGAUUAAGCAUCAGAUAUAGGAGUUCGCAUGUUUCAAAUCUGAAGAUGGAGAUAUGGAAAUUGGGUUUCGGAUGAAUUUUUAAUUUGCUUCACGAGGGAGUUCUUGAAAAUGGGUCGCCGGAAAUCGAACUCGCCGGAAAAAGGAGGUGCCCCUGCCGGAGUGGGUACAGGGAAAGGUGGGGCAGUGUCAUGGCGGUGGUCGGUAAUGGCGGCGGCGGCGGAGAUACAGCGGUCGAGGGAGGCUGAGGGCUUUCAUUUUUGGGGAAGAAAAGUUAGGUGUGAUUUGGGAUGAUCCCAGCCCUUGAUUUUGGGGAAGAUGUGUUGGCUAGAUCUUGUCCGCAAACUGGACCAAACUGGUUUGGGGGUCAACUGGACAGGAUCCAAGUCCCCGUUUACAAGUACUACGAUCCUCAAUCCAAGCAGUCUCUCCCUCUCCCUCUCUCUCUUCCUCCUCCCUCUCUCUCUCUCUCUAGAAAGACACAAUCACCAUGUUUAACUCCACCAAAUCAAUUCACAUCCUAAUCUUUCCAUACCCAGCUCAAGGCCACAUGCUCCCACUCCUGGACCUAACCCACCAACUAGCCCUCCACGGCCUCACCCUAACAGUUCUAGUCACACCCAAAAACCUCCCCACCCUAAACCCACUUCUCUCAGCGCACCCAUCAAUCAAAACCCUAGUCCUCCCCUUACCGCACCACCCAUCUCUACCUGCCGGCGUCGAAAACGUCCGGGACAUCGGACUCUCCGGCAACGUUCCGAUCAUAAACGCACUGGGAAAGCUCCAUGACCCAAUUACCCAGUGGUUUAAGUCCCACCCUAAUACCCCUGUGGCCCUCAUCUCUGAUUUCUUCCUUGGGUGGACCCUACACCUAGCCAACCAACUUGGUAUCCCAAGAAUUGCCUUUUACUCAUCUGGGGCAUUUUUAACCUCUCUGCUUAACUUUCUGUGGCAGAAUAUCAAAACUGUCCGCUCUUUACCCGCGGUAAAUUUCCCCGAUUUACCACGGUCGCCGUGUUUUGCCUCGGCGCAUCUACCUUCUGUGUACCGGGUGUACAGAGAGUCCGAACCCGACACGGAGUUCCUUAGGGAUGGGUUUCUUGCAAAUACUAGGAGUUGGGGGAGUAUUUUCAAUUCAUUUGACGGAUUGGAGGGAGAGUAUUUAGAUCACUUGAGGAAGGAAAUGGGUCACGGGCGGGUUUGGGGAGUCGGUCCGCUUAGCUUGGUGGGUGCGGAUGAAGCGAUAAGUCGGGUCAACCUGGAUCAGAAUUCGGGUGGUGGUGUAUUGUCAUGGCUUGAUGGGUGUCCUGAUGGGUCUGUGGUGUAUGUGUGCUUUGGGAGUCAGAAGUUGUUGAAAAGGGACCAAAUGGAGGCCUUGGCUUCCGGGCUUGAACGCAGUGGAAUCCGGUUUGUUUGGGUUGUCAAGUCGGUAUCUGCCCAACAAACGGCUGAUGGGUACGGUGUCAUUCCGGACGGGUUCGAGGACCGGGUAUCUAGGAGGGGUAUGAUGGUAAAGGGGUGGGCCCCGCAAGUUUCGAUACUAAGUCAUCGAGCCGUGGGCGGGUUUCUGAGUCAUUGUGGGUGGAACUCGUUGUUGGAAGGGGUAGUGGCGGGGGUUAUGAUACUGGCUUGGCCCAUGGAGGCGGACCAAUUUGUGAAUGCCAGACAUUUGGUGGAGGACAUGGGAGCGGCAGUUCGCGUUUGUGAGGGUGCGGAUUCAGUUCCAGACUCGGUUGAGUUGGCUCGGACAAUUGCAGAGUCAAUGAGUGGGAAUACUGCCCAAAAGGUUAAAGCAAAGCAUUUGAGAGACAAGGCAAUAGAAGCAGUUAAAGUAGGUGGGAGUUCUUGGAAGGAAUUAGAGGCUCUAGUGAGUGAAUUGGCCCAACUUGGAAGAUGAACACUUGCAAAUUGAGCCUAAAUAGAGGACUGGGUCAGUGUCCAACUAUGUAAUAGUAGUGGCCGAACCGUUAAAGCUUUUUUUUUAAAAUAAGUAUUUAUUUUAAGACUUUUGAAAAAGAAAUAAGAAUCCUUGGCCCAACUUUGAAAA
Rhododendron vialii is the source of this 2503-nucleotide messenger RNA. RefSeq names its product UDP-glycosyltransferase 89A2-like. The record is from RefSeq and is a predicted model, not a curated record. NCBI's taxonomy places the organism in Eukaryota, Viridiplantae, Streptophyta, Magnoliopsida, Ericales, Ericaceae. Bases 947 to 2353 code for a protein of 468 amino acids. The transcript has a single exon. Gene Ontology annotation, molecular function: UDP-glycosyltransferase activity.